Colletotrichum truncatum is the source of this 3147-nucleotide messenger RNA. Its product is annotated as Xylosidase/arabinosidase 2. The record is from RefSeq and is a predicted model, not a curated record. Gene Ontology annotation, molecular function: hydrolase activity, hydrolyzing O-glycosyl compounds. NCBI's taxonomy places the organism in Eukaryota, Fungi, Ascomycota, Sordariomycetes, Glomerellales, Glomerellaceae. Gene Ontology annotation, biological process: carbohydrate metabolic process.
AUGCAGCCCAUUCGACUUUGGCUUUCCCUCGCGGUCUCCUUAGCUGGAACUGCUCUUGGCCAAGAUGCCACAGAGCGGAUUGAGGCAGCACUUGCAGCCCUGACCAUCACAAACAUUGCCGACGUUCGUGGCAACCUGCACCUACCCGCCACUCUGGACGGUUUUACUGUUAAGUGGUCGAGCAACGCGUCCUCUGUUAUCUCGGACGAUGGCGUUGUUAAGAGACAGGAUGAGAACACUCAGGUGGCUCUUACAGCAUCGAUCGAUCACGAAGGCGUCUCCCAAGAACGCACACUCAUCGCUUCUGUACGAAAGGCUGUGAAGCUGGAACCUUUUGCGGGUUACGCAUUCUCGUACUUCACAUCAAGCUCGAAAAGUGGCGAGAAUAUUUUCUUUGCUGCCAGCCAAGGAAAUAAUGCUCUCAAGUGGACGGAGCUGAACGCUGGCCAGCCUUUUCUGACCUCUUCCUACGGCACCAAGGGUCUUCGCGACCCAUUCCUCAUUCGGUCCCCAGAGGGCGAUACGUUUUACCUCAUCGCGACCGAUCUCUCUAUAGGCUCGGGUACAUCUUGGUCCAACGCCAUCCGAAUCGGCAGCAGAUACCUUGAGGUUUGGGAGUCGCAUGACCUCAAGACCUGGUCUGAGCAACGUCAUGUCCUUGUUUCCCCGCCUGAAGCCGGUAAUACCUGGGCGCCAGAGGCCUACUAUGACGAGGAGAUUGGAGCCUACGUGGUUUUCUGGGCCUCUACUCUUUACGAGCCUACUGACGUGGAUCGGACGGGUGCUACCUACCAGCGGAUGUUCUACGCAACUACUCGUGAUUUUGUCACAUUCAGCGACGCGCAGAUCUGGCAGGACGGUAAUGGAUUGUCCCGCAUUGAUUCGACGGUUAUCAAAUCGGGUGAUACGUACUACCGUUUCACCAAGGACGAAGGAUACAAUGGCACUGGAUGUAGUGAUAUCAUCCAGGAGAGCUCAAAAUCUCUUCGUGCAACGUUAGAAUCCUGGACCAUCGAUGCCUCUUGCAUUGGCCGUAAAGCUGGCACUAGCUCGAUCGAGGGCCCGACUGUAUUCAAGUCGAACCCCGGCGAUGCUAAUGGCGAAAAGUUCUACCUUUUCGUUGACGAAUACACCGGCGGUGGCUACAUUCCCCUUGAGACCGCCGAUGUCGGAAACCCCAACUGGACAAUGACACAAUCUUUCAAUCUUCCAACGAGCCCACGCCACGGCACCGUUAUUUCUGUUACAGCUGCUGAGCUCGCUGCUCUGACCAAGUCCGCCUCCGAUCCCGCCUCGGGAACCGUCAAUGCCGACGGUGAGAUUCUCCGUUAUAACUUCACAUCGGUUGAAGGUACCACCGUGAAUGACGCUUCGGGCAAUGGUAACAAUGGUGUGAUUUAUGGAAGCGCGGCUGUGAAAGACGGUGUUCUUACUUUUGAUGGCGUUGAUGACUUCAUCAAGCUUCCUGACAACGUUAUCUCUGGCGUUGAGAACAUUGCCAUUGAGGCUAGGGUUCUUCUCGAUGCUUCUCAGCAGACCCCUUACUUCAUCUAUGGGCUCGGUAACACACUUAAUGGCAACGGAAACGGUUAUCUCUUCACCACUGGCAGCCCCUACCGGGCAAGCAUUACUACUGGAAACUGGACUACUGAGAAGACUGCAUCGUCUGGGUCUCAACUACCUCAAGGUACCUGGCUACACCUGGUUUUUGUGCAACAAGGGCGCACUACCGCUAUUUACCUCGAUGGCUACGAAGUGGCAAGAAACGAAGACGUCAACAUCAGGCCGAGCAGCAUUGGUAGCGGUUCCACAUCCGCAAACUACAUUGGUCGGUCAGUCUACAGCGGUGACAAGCUUUUCAAGGGCCAGAUCCGUGAAUUUGCCAUUUUCAACAGAUCAUUGAGCGCAGCUGAAGUCCUCUCUCGCUCUGGAAACAUCGGAGCUAUUACGGAGGUGUCUCUUGCCGAUGCUUCUGCCCAAAAGGUGCCUCCGAUCAUCAACACGACAGCCACUCGGGUUCUGUUCCCUGUCAAGCCGGGCACCGACAUCACCGCCCUCGCCCCAGUCUUCACAACAACGGAAGGCGUAGUUUCUUCUCCGGCAUCUGGAACUGUUGUUGAUCUCAGCUCUGAUGUCACUUAUGUUUUGACCAAGGGCGAGGAAGUUAUUGCAGAGUGGAAGAUCAAGGCUGUUGAAAUGGGUAGUCCUGUGCUGCCCGGUCUUUAUGCCGACCCCAACGUCGCCGUAUUUAAUGGAACCUACUACAUCUAUGUGACCACUGAUGGCGUUCCAGGCUGGGGAGGCAACAGGUUCUACGUCUGGAAGUCAAAUGAUCUUGUCGACUGGACUCGAGGCGAAGAACCAUUUCUCGUCCUGGACGGAGCGAACGGCAACGUUCACUGGGCUACCGGAAACGCCUGGGCACCGACAAUCGCCGAAAGAAACGGCAAGUACUACUUCUACUUCAGUGGACAUAAUGCGGCUCUCAACACCAAGACCAUUGGCGUUGCCGUAGCCGAUGCGCCAGAAGGACCCUUCACCGCGCAGCCCGAAGCUAUGAUCCUCAACAACGAGGCCAUCACCGCUUCUCAAGCUAUCGAUCCGGCGGCCUUCCACGACCCUAUCUCUGGCAAGUACUAUUUGUACUGGGGAAAUGGACGUCCGCUCGUGGCAGAACUGAACGACGACAUGGUUUCGAUCAAGUGGGACACUCUCCAGGCCAUGACUGGUUUGGUCAGCUUUAGGGAAGGUCUAUUUGUAGUGUACCGUAAGGGGCUCUACCACCUUACCUACUCGAUCGAUGAUACCGGCUCUGAGAACUACCGUGUCGGCUACGCGACCUCUGAAUCAUUCGCUGGUCCAUGGAGUUACCACGGGGACAUUUUAGUGAAGGAUACUUCUCAAGGCAUCCUUGGACCCGGUCACAACUCCAUGUUCAAUGUUCCUGGCACGGAUGAUUGGUACAUUGUCUACCAUCGCUUUGCCAUCCCCGGUGGAGGUGGUUAUAGACGUGAGACUACUAUCGAUCACGUCUACUUUGACUCGGAAACUGGUCUUAUUAAGCCUGUUGUGCCAACUCUGACAAGCGUCAAGGCGCAGACCGUUCCGAAGCAGAUCCAACGGCGGUCUCGGGUGAUGCGUCUUUGA